Messenger RNA from Candidozyma auris, 1806 nucleotides. RefSeq lists its product as uncharacterized. Lineage: Eukaryota; Fungi; Ascomycota; Pichiomycetes; Serinales; Metschnikowiaceae. The record is from RefSeq and is a predicted model, not a curated record. The coding region runs from base 1 to 1806 and encodes 601 amino acids. The transcript has a single exon.
AUGAUACUUGUGCCCAAAGUGGAAGCAAACUUUAAUCAUCUUAUACAGAAACUUCAUCGACAGCCUCACGAGCUGGAGUAUUCUCCGCAGCAACGGGCAAUUUGGGACGUUAUAAGAGCAAAGAAUAACUUACUUCUUCGCGGAACUGCUCAACUGCGUAAGACUCUAGCAAUUGCCGCAUUGUCUGUGAAUAGAGCGCUCACACAUGCACCGCUUAAGCUGAGAAGGUUUCUAGAUACCUUAAUUGUUGUUCCCACAGACUUGCUCGUUGAAAAAUAUCGAUUGUAUAUAAGCAGUCUCAUCGAGGAUCUACCGAAAGAAUGUUGUCCUUCGAGAGAAACCGCAGAGUCAGAGAUUGGGUAUGAGCCGUUCAAGGCUCGAUUCGUGGACAGCGAAGGCAACACUUCUGAGACAUUUACAGGGGAGAUUGAGUUUCCUCAAGUCCUCGUUCUGACACCUUCUGGACUAGAACAGGCUCUCACUACUACUCCGAAUAUUUUCUUCUCGUUGCGUCUCCUUGCAUUGGACGAUUUUGAUUUCAUGGUGAGCAGUACUGGUGGUGGAGAGGAUAACAAACAUUUCAUGCAAAAGGGUGAGAAGGGUAGAAUUCGCUCUAAGCUUAUCGAAUGUGUAAAGCAAGUGUCGAUCAAGCAUUUGGCUGCGUAUAAAGAAAAGCUAACGCAAAGGCUCCACCAAGUUGAAAGUGAAUCGAGUGCCGAUUAUGCCUUCUCGGCAUCCGAACAUGUAAUGGCACUACCGAUCGACGAUGUCUCAAAAGGAGUUGACGAUAAGCUUGUGAAGCGACUUAUCUCAGUGAAGCGGAACUUGCCAUAUUUACCUCCGCAGUUCUGUAUCGUCUCUGAAGCAGUGUCGCCAUUUAACACGAAUUUCGAUGGGUACAAAAAAACACUUACACUGAUGUAUAAGAUUGUUGACUUUUAUCGAAAAGAGAAGUGCAUUCACUACAGGGACAGGAAGCUUAUUGAUGUGGAAGAACUCGAUUUAAGUACCCAAAAAAAUUGGCUCGAUUCUUUUGUGGGGCUCCCUCCAACUGUUUACCUUGGCUGUGCUCAAAGUAAAGCCGGUUAUAAGAAGACGAAGAUCAAAGCUCUAGAGCUGGAGUAUGUUGCCGGUCUUUCGAGUACCAUAACAAAAAGCAAAGAGCUUCGGAAGUAUUGUCUGAACGACAAUCAGAAGAAGUUCUUGACGCAAAGAGUGGUACAAGAGGACGUUAGAGACAAGACAGGUUUUCAUGUUUUACUCCAAAAAGUAUUGCACAAAUUUUAUCUUACCAAUACUAGCAAAAUGCCGUUCUUGAUUGUUGUGCCCCCAUACGUUGACCUUAAAUGUAUUCCAGCUUCCGAUGGUCAAGAACUUCAGAUGCAAACUUUUGAUGAUUUAAACGAACGCUCAAUUGAUGCCCUUGAAGCACAUUUUAGGACUACCAAAACACAUCUUUGCAUACAUCCCCAUCACCUACUUGGCCAGACUUAUCACGGCGUCCAAAAUAUGUUGAUUGUUGGAUUGGACUCUUUAAUAGCUGCCACAGCGUUUGAAAGAAACGUAACGAGGUCCCACCUUUUGGGAUUGUUGAAUCCAAACUUGGAUCUUUUUGGCUUUUACUUCGCAAAGCUCAUAGACUCGAGAUCUGCUUCUGCUUCAUCUAAUUUAGUGUUGUUACGAGAUGAUGUUGUCCGCAAGAAAGAUGCAGAAGCAACGAGAUCGCUUGAAGCUGACUAUAAUAAGUUUGAGCAAAUCCUUCUUUCCAACGAUAUAUGUCUGUUGGCAAAAGUGAGACAAUUAUAA